UCAGUGGUUGCAUAUGAUAUGCAUCUAUCAGAUGUGCAACAUGGACAUGAACUUUGAGGCGUUUCUGAAUUGUUAGUCUGCGUUAUAGGCUACUAUACACCGCUUUAUUUCCUCUCCAAUCCCUGCAAGAUUGCAUGCAUUCAGGUGGAAAAAAAAAUGGCAGAAAGAAAAAAAGCUCGCCCUACUUCAGAUUCUCUCUCAGUCUCUCCAUGUGCGUUUUUAUGUGUUUAUGCGUAAGCGAUGCUUUCAAUGAUGUCAUAUUGAUAAGAAAAAGAAAACUAGCCUAAUAUUUAUUCCAAACGGAACGCGUCUCGCGCUCACGGCACAGAUUGCGCGUUUCAUAUUUUAACAGCGCGAGCAGCUGUGAGACAAGAUGCACUUUAAAGCCAUUCAAAAUUAAAAUCGCCUUCGGGAAGAUUUGUUACAUGCUGUAAACUCUUUCAUGCUCUUUGUACAUCGCUUUCCAGCCAAAUUGGAACAAUCACGUCUGUGACACGCUGAGCUUAGGAAAACUUUUUUACUGAAUGCAACUUUUGGCACCCGCGCGCACUUAUGAUAAAAGACGCACGGGAGGUUGGUUGACCUGUUGGCUUUUGGAAUCGAUAUUCACACGUUCAGCUGUUAAGCGCGCGCGCGCACACGAGAGAGAGAGAGAGAGAACGAAAAGAACAAGACGCAAAAUCUACACUGGGCGUGCGCUUUCGAGUGAGAGAGAACGCAACACAGUUUCUUUUUUAAACACCAAACGGGCGCGGUAAUGAGGGCAUUAGGUGCGAACGCCAGCUGACAGCAGAAGUUGCCACCGUUCCCACAACCAACUUUUCACCUCCGUAACACCCGAAACCCGCGAAUGGAUGUGCACUUCACUAAUGACAAGGACUCCGAGAGCUGAGCCGCCUUAAUAACUCCGAGAGCGCUGGCUUAUUGUUACAGUCUGCUAAAGCACCUGCCUCGAGCUCUUUCCCCUCGGAUGGUUUUUGGUUGGUGAUUUGUGUCCGGUAUAUGUUUGCUCAACGGGACUAGUGUUCUCCUGGAGGUCGAGAUGAGGCUGCUCUGCUGGAGCGUUCUGCUGCUCAUCCAAUGGAUUCUGAGAAAGGUGCACGGCUUGGAGAAACAGGUGGGCAAAUCUCUGGAUUACCUGGAGCAGGGACCGUCCGGCACAGUCUUCAAGAGCCUCCCGCACGGAGCAGGAGGAGUCAAACCUCCGUACCAAACCUCCAGGAUAUUCUCCACAAUGGACCACACGCCCGUCAAGCCCAAACCGCCCACCUACAGCUUCCAGAACCCGUACGAAUGGGUCCGAAACCAGUCGCAGCUCCUGGACCAAACAGGCUACCGACCCAAGCGCAAACCUUCCCUCAAAACCUCCAUGAAGACUAAAAAGAUCUUCGGCUGGGGCGACUUCUACUUCAACGUCAAGACGCUCAAGUUCAGCCUGCUGGUGACCGGCAAGAUCGUGGACCACGUCAACGGGACGUUCACCGUCUACUUCCGCCACAACUCCUCCAGUCUCGGGAACGUGUCGGUCAGCAUCGUUCCCCCGACCAAGGUGGUGGAGUUCGAGGUUCUCCAGCAGCAGAACCCGCUCCACCCAGAGAUCCAGUUCCACCCGCCGCAGCAGUCCACCAUCGACCCCAAAGACAUCAAAACCUUCAACUGUCGCGUGGAGUACGAGAAGACGGACCGCUCCAAGAAGCCCAAACCCUGCCUGUACGACCCGUCGCAGACCUGCUUCACCGAGAACACCCAGUCGCACUCGUCCUGGCUCUGCGCCAAACCCUUCAAAGUCAUCUGCAUCUUCAUCUCCUUCUUCAGCAUCGAUUACAAGCUGGUGCAGAAGGUCUGUCCGGACUACAACUUUCAGAGCGAACAUCCUUAUCUCGGAUGAAGCGGAUGUGCUGACGUGUUUGUGUUUUCCGGGACUCUGUGUUGAUUUUUUUGGAUCUAAGUUUUCUUUGUAUAUAGAACGAACAACCCUAACCCGUUCAGCUCUUGAUAUUGAUUUAUUGCUUUCGUCCGUUUCUGUCUGUCGACUGUUAGACCAACAGGGAACGAGUUGUUUUUCUACCGAUCCCGCUUAUGUAUUUCACAAGGAGAUUAUGGAGAAAAAUGAUGUUCCUCCUCAGUGUUUCUGUCUUGUUUUCCAGCACAAAUAUCUAUAAAUCAAGAAAAGUACAGUAUAUCAGCCACCAUAUCGGUAUCGGCCGAUAUAUGUUAAUUUUUUAUUGUUAUCGUUAUCGGCCAGAUAAGAAAAUGUAGCCGAUAUAUUAAAGCCGAUAUAUAAUGGAUUAUUUCCUUCAGCUGAGAUGCUUCAGAUACGCACUGUUCACCAUGAUGGUUAUGAAUUGCUUGAAAUAUGAU
This is a messenger RNA of Megalobrama amblycephala (Wuchang bream), 2361 nucleotides long. RefSeq names its product neurexophilin-2. The transcript is spliced from 2 exons. The coding region runs from base 1043 to 1888 and encodes 281 amino acids. Lineage: Eukaryota; Metazoa; Chordata; Actinopteri; Cypriniformes; Xenocyprididae. The record is from RefSeq and is a predicted model, not a curated record. Gene Ontology annotation, molecular function: signaling receptor binding.